AGCAUUAGCAAUCAAGAUAGGAAAAUUAAAAUCUGCUAUAUUUGCAAACAGAGACAUUAUGAGUCAAAACAUAGGGUGGGUCUCCUCUGCAGAUCAGAUGACCAGCAGUCUAUAAAAGAAGCUGUGAGGGGCUCGAACUGAAAGCUAAAAGAGAGCGCUUUGUGACACACUUGGGCUGCCUUCAGUUCUGGAUAAUGGCCUUUAGCAGGAAAGAAAACCUUGAAGAAUAUAAGAAAUCAGAAGAAAUCUGUGAAGAAAUCAUUGGCAUUGAAGGCAUAGAUGAUGAAGAGCCCAAAGAACAAUGUCAGAAACAAAAGCACAAAAUGAAAAUACCAAAAAAUAUGAAAAUAACAAAUAUUAUAAAACACAGAAAAAAUGUAAAUUCUGAAGAUGAUCUCAUCCCCGAAGCACUGUUAGAAGUGGACCUUGACACCAUUGAAGGCAUAGUAGAGUCUCCUGGUGAUCCUGAAGUGGGAUGUCAGAAACAAAAAUUCAGAAUCAAAAUAUCAGAAAAAAUUAAAAUUCUUCACUUCAAGAAAUGGCAGAAGAAUUCACAAUCCCCUGGAACUUCAUCAGUGGAAUUGGAUUUCAAAGGGAACCUUGAGCAGAACCGUUUAGCUGAAGCACAGCAACAACUGAUGAAAGCUGAGGAACUUCUUUUUGGUUCUAAAGAAGUGAGCAGGACAGAAGAUGAGGAAGACAAGCUGCAUAUGGACUAUGAGAUCUUUGUUUUGCACUUGAGAUUGGCCAUCCAUGACUCCUUCAGUGAUGACAACCAGGAGACACUCAAGAGUGCUUUGACUUCAAUACUUAAAGAGGAGGCACAGGACAGACGCUGGAUGGAAGUUGCCAUGGAUCAACGUCCAGUAUGGAGGCCCAUAAGCUGCAGACAGAUCCAUGACACAUUACUCCAGACUACCGUGGAGGAACGAAUGAAGAAUGCAGAAGAUGAACAGGAGAAUAAAGCAGACAUCCUGUCUACCUCCUUGAAGAGAGAGGUGUUCAGAAUGGGCAAACAAGUGCAGAAAGAUCUGCUCAGAGUGGUCCGAAAUCUAAAAGAGUGUUACCCACCAGACUUUGACAUCUGCAGAACAUAUGCUCAGCUCUACCAUCAAACCUUUUCCACCAGACUUCAAGAGCUUGCCAGAUGCAAAAUCAGUUCUGAGGACUGCCUCUAUAUAUUAAGUUGGAUUGUGGAGUACUACCCAAAAGAUGUAUUGAAGCAUAAAGAACUAGAGGAGCACAUCAACAGUUCAUCACUUGGAGCUCUGUUACCUGAAGAAGACCUUAAGAGAUUAGAGGAACAGUACUUCUCUUACAAAGAGAACAAUAUCAGAAACUGGUUAUCCAAUGCUUUUGAGAAAGAAGUGAAAAAAUGGAGUGAUGGCAUCGAACCAGAGCUGAUGGAUGGAUACUACUUCAGUAGCCUUGCUUUUGAUGUUUUACCACUUAUUGAUGGGGCUGUAAAAGAUGUCAAUGCACUUUUGAGCUGUGAAAGUAAAGCCCGGAGUCUUCUAAACCAGCUGGACAGCUUUCUUCUGAGCUAUAAGACAAGUCUGGAGGAACUUGUAAAAAAAAAACAAGAAAACAUUCCUAAAACUCUCACUGCUAAUCUGCUUAAUAUUUACCAGUUUAGGGAUUAUGUACAAAAACCAGAACAUCCUUUCUUAGAGGACACUAGAACAGCUUGCCUGUCCACAUUAGCAGAUCUCAAAAACAUUUGUCACACAUACUUCCUCAGUCGUAUUCACACAGAACUGAAGCCGCUGUACCGUAAGCUGUGGACUCAAGUUUGGUUCUCUGGACAUUGUGAGGUUGUGGAGGAGCUGGUGAAGGCACUUGAGAAUAAAACAGACAGUUUCAAAGAGCUGAAGUCUGUCUGCAGAGAGGAGCUACUGGCUGAGUUGCAUCUAGAAGUAAUGGUUGAAUAUGUGAGGCGAAUGAUGAAGAGAAAUCUGAAACUGAAAGACAAAGAGCAGCAAGAAGCAGCUGCUGAGUUCAUAUGCCACGACAGCAAUCAAAUCUGCUCUGUGUUUGCCAAAGUGGGAUCCAGAGAGGAAUGGCUCUGUCAAAUACUGCCCAAAUUAUCAGAGAUUCUGAGACUCCAGGAUCCUGGGAGUUUGCAACUUGAGAUUGUUACUCUGGCAAGAGACUAUCCUGACAUAAGUAUUUGUUGUUGUCAUUCGUCACUAGAGAGCAGCAUAUUCUUGCUCUCCUAAACCUGAAGACCAACCUUUCAAGCUCAGAUCUGCGCAGGAUCAAAGGGUGUCUGAUUGAAAACAGAGGCACACUGGACACCGAGUCCUCUACUUCCUUCUUCUCUAAAGUACACAUCAAACGGAAAAUCAUCUAAAUGCCCUGUUACAUCUACAGCUAAUGUUAAACAACUGUGAUUCAUACUGUGAUACAUAAUCAGUGUUGUUAUGUAAUAUUUAUUAUUAAAAAAAACUCGUGGUAUUAUUCUGUUCUUCUCAACUGAUUUCACACUGUUCUCCAAAAGUCCUCUGCUUCCUUCUUCUCUAGAUUAUUUAUCAAAUGGAACAUCAUCUGAAUGCCCUGUUACAUCUAUAGCUGAUCUUAAAUACCUGUGAAGCAUACUGUGAUACAAAAUCAGUAUUAUCCAUUCAUCCAUCCAUUUUCCAUGCCCUCUGCAGGGUCGUGGGGGGCUGGGGUCUGAACGGAUGGCCAGUAUAGUCAGUAUUAUUUUAUGUAAUAUUUAUUAUUAUGAAAACUCAUAUCAGUCUGUUACAAGUCAUAUUAUUAUAUUGCAGCUGUGGCCUAAUGGUUAGAGAAUUGGACUUGUAACCAGAAGGUUGCAGGUUCGAGUCUCGGUGCUGGCAGGAGUUGGAGGUGGGAGGGAGUGAAUGAACAGCGCUCUCUUCCACCCUCAA
Messenger RNA from Cyprinus carpio (common carp), 2891 nucleotides. RefSeq names its product tumor necrosis factor alpha-induced protein 2-like. Bases 195 to 2219 code for a protein of 674 amino acids. Gene Ontology annotation, molecular function: SNARE binding. NCBI's taxonomy places the organism in Eukaryota, Metazoa, Chordata, Actinopteri, Cypriniformes, Cyprinidae. The transcript has 13 exons. Gene Ontology annotation, biological process: exocyst localization; exocytosis. The record is from RefSeq and is a predicted model, not a curated record. Gene Ontology annotation, cellular component: exocyst.